AUGCCUAUCACAGCCCUCUCAACAUCCAAUCAGUCACCCACCUCAUCCACAGACGCCGACGAUCCUACCGCUGUCCUCCUCACCUACCUCUCUUCCACCUCCUCGGCAACCACCGUCCUCGAAGAUCUCCAUGCCUCCCUCCUCAGCUCCCUCCAACGCUGCGGCUGGACUGAACAGGUGCGCGGGCUCGCACUUGAACUCCUCCGCGCAGGACACUGCAGCCGCUUCGAAGAAGUCGUCGAUACCGUCGUUGCUCUCGCGACGAGUAGUGAAGAUGUAACUGCUUCGUCGUUAGCGGUGGCGAGAGAGCGGAAACGGAAGAAGAGGAAACAGAUCAUGAUGGGCGCGAGGCUGAAGAGGGCAAGGAUUGGGGAGGGAGGUGCUGGUGCUGGUGUGGAUCAGGAGAAUGGAGAUGAUGAAGAUGGGAAAGGGGAUGGGGGGAGUGAAGAUGACGCAGAUGCGGAUGCGGAUGCGGAUGCGGAUGAUGAUGCUAAUGGUGGUGGCCAAAUCGAGGGGAACUUUGCUGGGAAUGGGAUUAUGGAUGAGUUACCGAAUAUUCGCAUCCCGCAAGGCAUUGUUGCGGAGGGUGUUAAAAUGCUGCACGAAGCCCUGGAAGGGGUGUUUGUAGUAGACGGAGGUGGUGGGGACGAGUCUGCUUCUUCAAAUAUCAUCGCAACAGGCGAAAAUGAGCUGAGCAAAGACCAACAGCCGCAGGGGGAGAUCCACAGAAACAAAUCAGCACCUAUAUCUGCAACAAAUGGCGUCGCCAAUGCCAAUGGCAGCAGCACGGCGUCGUCGAAAAAGAUGCCGUUUUCUUCUUCCUCGUCGUCGGUGCCUUCUUUAAAAACAACAUCUAGCAGCGCAGAUGGCAAGACCACUACUAAACUCAAGGCUGCGGCCAAGAGCAAGUUGCAGGAGAAUGGAGGUGGAAAAGCGGCGAAGAAGACGAAGAAAGGUUGA
Molecule: messenger RNA, 960 nt
Organism: Histoplasma capsulatum G186AR
Lineage: Eukaryota; Fungi; Ascomycota; Eurotiomycetes; Onygenales; Ajellomycetaceae
Exons: 1
Coding region: 1-960 (319 amino acids)
Source: RefSeq, a predicted model, not a curated record